UCGACAACGAAUCCUCUCCCAUCCGCGUCGUCGGCUUCGAUCUCUCCUUCAGAUCGAAGCAAAAGGGUGAAGACAACCAAAAAGUUUCCUCUUUUUUUAUUGUUUUUCCUUCAAUUCGUGCGCCGAUUUUCUCAAUAGAAUUUGAGGUCAGAGGAAGAGCAGCAAAGUUUUUGCAUCGAUCAAUCGAUCUUUCUCUCACCAUGAGUUUUAUUUUCGGGAAGAGGAAAACUCCGGCAGAGCUGCUGAGAGAAAACAAGAGAAUGCUCGAUAAGUCAAUUCGGGAGAUAGAAAGGGAGAGACAGGGUCUGCAAGCACAGGAGAAAAAGCUCAUCGUGGAGAUAAAGAAGACUGCUAAGCAAGGGCAGAUGGCAGCAGUUAAGGUCAUGGCAAAGGACCUUAUUCGAACAAGGCAUCAGAUCACAAAGUUUUAUGCACUUAAAUCACAACUUCAAGGUGUAUCACUGAGAAUCCAGACACUGAAGUCAACACAAGCAAUGGGGGAAGCAAUGAAGGGUGUUACAAAAGCUAUGGGACAGAUGAACAAGCAGAUGAACCUACCUGCACUACAGAGGAUAAUGCAAGAGUUUGAAAUGCAAAAUGAGAAAAUGGAAAUGGUGAGCGAGGUCAUGGGGGAUGCCAUUGACGAUGCUUUGGAAGGAGAUGAGGAGGAGGAAGAAACCGAAGAAUUAGUGAGCCAAGUGCUCGAUGAAAUUGGAAUCGACAUUAAUUCAGAGCUGGUCAAGGCACCUUCAACUGCAGUCCCAAGUGCUGAGGCAAACAAAAAGGUUGCUCAAGUUGAAGCCACUGCUGCAAGUGAAGGUGGAAUAGAUGAUGACUUGCAAGCAAGAUUGGACAAUUUGAGAAAAAUGUAAAUUUAUAUAAAAUAAAAAAACACACAUAAAUUUGACAUGCAAGGGUGAUCACAAGUGGGAAUUAUAGUCUUCCCAUAAAGUUGACAUAAUAAUACCCUUGUUGUUGUGUAUACAGUAUCUGUUGUGUAAGAAACCAACUUGAAGCUUGGCUUUGCAUUUGCCCAUUAAA
This is a messenger RNA of Zingiber officinale, 1041 nucleotides long. Its product is annotated as vacuolar protein sorting-associated protein 2 homolog 1. The record is from RefSeq and is a predicted model, not a curated record. The transcript has 5 exons. Bases 201 to 872 code for a protein of 223 amino acids. Gene Ontology annotation, cellular component: ESCRT III complex; multivesicular body. Gene Ontology annotation, biological process: late endosome to vacuole transport; protein transport; endosome transport via multivesicular body sorting pathway. Lineage: Eukaryota; Viridiplantae; Streptophyta; Magnoliopsida; Zingiberales; Zingiberaceae.